This is a messenger RNA of Amorphotheca resinae ATCC 22711, 848 nucleotides long. RefSeq lists its product as hypothetical. Bases 147 to 602 code for a protein of 151 amino acids. Lineage: Eukaryota; Fungi; Ascomycota; Leotiomycetes; Helotiales; Amorphothecaceae. The record is from RefSeq and is a predicted model, not a curated record. The transcript has a single exon.
CAGGGAGGCAUCCGCUGCGGCGAGCAAACAAACACCGCAGACGAUUCAGCGGAAUAAUCUAUACCGACGAGAGUCCGUCCAUAAAGAGGAUUUGACUGAGCUCCCUCGCCUCUGGUGCUGGGCAAAAUGCUCCUUGGGGUCGAACAAUGCGGCGCAACGAGUGGCCGACGGCUGAGCGCUUAAAAAUUUGUCGCCCCCGCAUAUAUCGCGUCUUACCUACCUUACCUUACCUUACCUACGACUUGCGGCUUGCAGUCCAGCUGGACAACGCUCCAUGUCGCUGUCUGUUUGCGGCAAGGCAAAAGUACCUACAACCUGUUGGUCGGGAGCGGGACGGGACGCCGAUAUGUGGAGAAGAUAUGAUAAGGUGCACCGAUGUUACGCGAGUGAUGCACACACACCAACACCUUUCUUGUUAUAUGACAUCCCCUUUUCUGCCGGUACAUAGGGUAGUUUCAGUGGCAAUCUUCAUACAGGUAGGUAGGUACCUCUGUAAUGCUUCAUUUGCUAAUAACUACCUUAAGCAUCCAAAUAGCCAAAUCAUAGGCUCUAUAGAGUCAAUAUAUAGCCACUUGUGGAACUAUACUAGAGAAUAUCUGUAGAGCCACUUGUAGAACCGCAGAGCUACUUGUAAAACAACUAAGGUACCUGUAGGGCUACCUAUAGAGCUACCUGUAGAACAACUACCUGUAGGGCUAUUUGUAGAACUAUAGAGCCACCUAUAUAGCUAACAUAGUCAUCUAUGAUCAAGGGCCGUGUUCGACUAUACUAUAUGCUCCUAAGAGGUAUAGGGUAACCUGUCGAGUAGUCGUCGAGUGUCCAUCAAAUGGCCUGUAUAGCUCGUCAAA